Messenger RNA from Rotaria sordida, 342 nucleotides. NCBI's taxonomy places the organism in Eukaryota, Metazoa, Rotifera, Eurotatoria, Philodinida, Philodinidae. The record is from the annotation of a GenBank genome assembly.
AUGCAAGUAUUUAUACGAUCAGCUGAACAGAAUUGGAACAUUGGCGGUAGUAAUGAUGAAGUAUGGAAUGGAUGGCGACACGUUCAAUCAGAAGACAAUUUUUGGGGAUGUGGCAAUAAUAUUGGUCUCACUUUACAGAAAGAUGAUAUGAAAUGUACUUAUGGUGCUUCGUAUUAUAAUCCGAGUUUCAGUUUGAUCAAACUUAAUGGCAAGCCGGCUAGUGGUUCAUUUGCCUAUGAUCGAAGCAAAUCCAAAGUCGAAGUAUAUAAUGCAUUUACCGAAUUCAUAGAGAGUCAAAUCGCUGCGCAAAAUGCAGAAAAUAUUGCAAUUCCUCCUACAUGA